This is a messenger RNA of Vanrija pseudolonga, 399 nucleotides long. RefSeq lists its product as uncharacterized. Bases 1 to 399 code for a protein of 132 amino acids. The transcript has a single exon. The record is from RefSeq and is a predicted model, not a curated record. Lineage: Eukaryota; Fungi; Basidiomycota; Tremellomycetes; Trichosporonales; Trichosporonaceae.
AUGAACAAGACGGACUGCGACUUUCCCGCCACGGCACCAGCCAACGCAAUCGUGCUGCACCCCCCGCCGCCGCCGACGGCCAGCAUAACCGCUCCGGCCACCAACGCCGCCACCGACUCUGCGACCGGCGACACCGACGCCGCGGCCCGCGUCGCCGCCGACUGUCCGUGGGCGUGGACCUACCUCUCCACGCACAUCUGUGACGCCGCCACCACUGCGCCGAGUACCGGCGUCACGGGCGUCUAUGGCCCCCCUAUCACCACGACGAAGAACGCAGCGCCGAGCUCGGCUCCCGCUCAUGGCACCGCGCCGCGCUCGGCGGGAGACAAGGUCCAUGCUGCUGUAUCGGUGGUACUUGUCGUCCUCGUCAUACAUGUGCUCGUUGCGCUGUACCAGUAG